Nerophis lumbriciformis (worm pipefish) is the source of this 2659-nucleotide messenger RNA. It is a transcript of the gene ppp1r15b, whose product is annotated as protein phosphatase 1, regulatory subunit 15B. Gene Ontology annotation, cellular component: protein phosphatase type 1 complex; endoplasmic reticulum. The record is from RefSeq and is a predicted model, not a curated record. Gene Ontology annotation, molecular function: protein phosphatase regulator activity. NCBI's taxonomy places the organism in Eukaryota, Metazoa, Chordata, Actinopteri, Syngnathiformes, Syngnathidae. Gene Ontology annotation, biological process: response to endoplasmic reticulum stress.
AAUAAGAAGAAAAUGCUCUUAGUCGGCAAACAAGUCAAAAAGGACAUAUUCUCUUUCGUGGUUGUAUAACAGCAGCCAGUCCAGUAACACAGCGACGCUCCCCGGAUGUCUUUUUUCGCUUUUUCAGUGUGCCUGGAUUUGGCCGACACUCCCUAAACUUUCUGAUGAAAUAUCUCUCACGACAGACGGAAACGACUCUUGCGGUGAAACUUUGCUCUGGACGAAAACUCUAGUCGGUAUUUUACAGAAUAAGGAGUAUUGUUUCGUUGACGACACAAAAAGCUAACAACUCGUUUUGGUGGCGAGGGUUUUUUUUUUUUUUGGAGUGAAUCAUCGAAGCUCGGUGGCUCGGCCGUUGCUAGCUGCUAAGCUAACCUGCUCGCCUUCCGUCUGAUAGCAAAAUAUCGCCAUGGCUCGAUUUUUGUCUUCAAAAUCUGGUGUGCUCCGUUUAUCUACUAUGUCCGGUUCUCCCAACGCCUUCUCCAAGUUGCCGGCUAGAAAGAGGUCCAACCAUCGCUCUCCACGAACCGCGGCGGAGCUCAACUGGGAAAACGACGACAUUUCUUGGGUUCCUCUCUGUUCCAACGGCCCCUGCAUUGUCCAGUCCGUGUAAGAAGCAUGUGUCCGGAGACAUUUGACAUCGUUUUGGUCAUAUCGCUGCUGCUUUCGCAUGACAGCUGUCACAUUCGUUGAUAACCCACGAAAGCUCACGUUUUCUUGAAAAUUACCGAAAAUUCAGUGUUGUGUUUUGGCACCUUGUAGUUUGUAGAAUAUGUUUGGAAACAGGAGUACCGAGGGACAGUUACCGUGCGGGAAGAGCCUGCCCUCUUCUGCCGGCCUCACCGUCGCCUCUCCGGGCCUCGACAGUCAGGAAAGUUCGUGGAUCGGCCUGUUCUCCGUGUGGUCCAGGCCAGCGAUGUCAUUUUUGCACAAAUACAUGCCGGGCCUCGCCCGAACCCCCUUUUUGGCAGACGGCGGAGAUAUGAACAAUAGUCUGGUUAAUGAGCAAGGAGAGUUUUUACGACACCUGGACGUCAUGAUGCCGCUCAGUCAGAACGCAGCUUGUCCUGCUGGUCUCCAGGAGCCAAGGACGGAUACAACUUUGUCCUGGCUGAGCACCGACUCACUUCAAGAAGUCGGCAUUCAAUCUGAAGCCUCAUAUUGGUCUUCUUCCUGGCCCAGUCAGGACAUGCAACCCGGAGCAGGGACGGACUGUAUGAGGAGCAAGAGUUGGUUGAGCAGCUUCUUUGGAGGGGACGUUGCCCACACCGUGUUGUUGGCGUCCAACAACAGAACCAUGCUGGACACAAAAGAAUCACACGGUGUGUUGUCGCUCAGCGAACACGCUGGACUUUAUGGGGAGGAAGCCGCUAACAAUGACAGAAACUGUACCGCUGCAGGCCACCAAGUCAACAUCGGUGCCGCUUGCUCGGCGGUGAGCCUGCUGACUCGGGAUCAGGAUAAUGGCUACUCCAGCUUGGAGGAGGAGCAAGCGCACAUUUGUCACUUGUUGACCACGCAGGCACCGGCAGGACCCUCUGAUACGACGGAGGAGGCGGAGUCUGAGGGACGCGAGACACAGGGUGAGAACGAAGAAAGCGCGACCGCCGUGGCGUCCCCCCAUUGCCAAAACAAGAGCAUCGCCUUCAUCAUGGGUUGCCCCUGCAGUGACGACGACGACGACAGCAGCAGCCAAUCGGAGGACGACGACGACGACGGCUUUGACAGCGAGGGAUCGUCUUUCUUUUCUGACACCACCGACGAAGACGACGAAGCUUCAGACUCAGACGGCCCACUCGAUCCGGAGGCGGAGCGUCUCCUCACUUCCUUGUGUCCGAAUCGUGACCCCUACAAUCUCCGAAACUUCACCGCCGCCCUGCACACGGGCAGCACGCCGGCGCGCUCCAUCCCCGUCACUUCGCCUCCUUCCUCCACUCAGUGUACGCCGGCCUCCUCCCCUGAUGUCAGCCCUCUCGCCAUUCUCCCCCUGACAUCCUCGCCUCCCUCUGGACAGGACACGUGGGAUGACUCGACGUCGGCCAGCGAGGUGGACGAGGCAGAAAGCCUCCGCCUGCUCAGCUCCUUCGCCUCGUCGGACCCCUACAGCCUUUUCAACUUUCAGGCCCCACUUGGAAGGCCAGCUUCUGCACAAGUUGCAUCCCCGGCCAGGACACCCCCAAAGGCCCCCAGUCGGCCCCCACGGUCCAAGGCGCCAUUGCGGUCUGCGUACAGGAAAAAGGACGUGGAAAAAACAGACAAUAGUGUCUCAGAACUGUCCACCUGUUUUGUUUCAUCACUCAGAACUUCCAAAAAGGUGCGCUUCUCUGAUCGCGUGGAGGAGUUCUUCGCCAACUGCGGCGAGGAGGAAGAGGACCGCAAGGGACCAUGGGAGGAGCUGGCCCGGGACCGCUGCCGCUUCCUGCGGCGCUGUCAGGAGGUGGAGCUUAGCAUCGCCUACUGCCUGCAGCCGCAGCACCGCCGCCUGGUUUAUCGCCGCCUCACCGCCCAGGACGCAUGAGAGGACCGCACAGGGCUCACGUUUUAUUUGCCUGUUCUUAUUUAACUUUGCAUGUGUCUGCAACUUGGCACCUUGGCGAGUAAAAUCCACCCCCACCUUUGAGGACCCGUUUGAGGAUAAUUUCUCAUUGACAAGCUUCAA